This is a messenger RNA of Rhagoletis zephyria (snowberry fruit fly), 2174 nucleotides long. Its product is annotated as extensin-like. The record is from RefSeq and is a predicted model, not a curated record. Lineage: Eukaryota; Metazoa; Arthropoda; Insecta; Diptera; Tephritidae.
GCCAUUCUUAGCAAAAUGCACGAUGCAACGUGGCACACAUCAACAAAGGCAAAAGGAAGUGCCGUUACUAAAAAUCGGUGAAUAAUGCACUAUAAAGCGGCAAAUAAAUUCAACAUUAGCCAACAACAUCAUCGUCUACUUGGCCGACUAAGCAAAGCUGUCAGAGCUUUGAGAAGCCCCAGAGGUCUGAUGUGGGAGGCGUUGGUAGCGGUGUCGGUGUCGGUGUCGGUAUCGGUGUCGGUGUCGGUGCUUGUUCACAAACACUUGCGCAGUAUGCAGAAGGAUAUGCGGAAAAUAUCGCAACAAGCGCCAUACAACACGUUACAACAGCGGUAACAACAACAAAAAUAACAAGAGGAGCAGCUACAGCCAAACAAGAUUGUAGUACAACUUGCACUACAAACUAAACAGACAGCCGACAGACAGAGCGCCAGCCAUGGAGUGCAGCAGGAUAUGGGAGGAUACGCCCUUACAAGCCAAUUGACGUUGGAAAUGAUGCCCGCAACGGAGUGGAACUACUUAAUACAUAUUACUACUACGACAAGAAAAGAGUUGUUGGUCAUACACAUGUCCAGAGUAUUUAUGAGCAGCUCACACGAAGCAGAAGCGACCAGCCAAAGCGGACGUGGUCAGCUGUAAAAUCAAUUUAACACCACAAUCACGUCGAGCAGCAACGCCAAAUUUGUCAUACAGCAUGAGUGACCGCUGGCGAGCAGACGCAAUGGACUCAUUGGAAAUUUUGGGUUUUUGCUUUAUUUUGUUACAUCUACAAGUUUAAAUAAUGCGUAUAUAGCUACACACACCACUUAAGGCAUAAGCAUGUACUUAAAGCCCAAAGAAAUGAGUUAAUACCAAACAUUUAGCCCUAACACUUACACGCACCCAAGCACCGUGCCGGAGGUCAGUAACAAAGCCGUAAUGCGUUCAUAACAACCGUUUUUCCAACGUCACAUCGACUCUAGUCAAGGAAAGCCAGCCGAAAGGCAGUGUUCGUUGGCGCCUAUUUAAUAGACACGCUGAUGCGAACUCAACAGUAGUUCACUUCUAACGGUCUUGGACAGCAGAACAGCGGCAGCAGCAUAGUCACUAAUUAAUCGAAAGGAUCCGGUGGUUUGGAAAUAAUGUCCAAAAUAUUUUACACUCUCGCCGCAGUUGGCUUCUUGAUAGCCGCUUUGUGCCAUGCCGAGCCGCCACGUUCACGUUUGCGAUUCCCAGGACCGGCCAACAAUCGGCCAUUGCCAUUUUUGGCGCGACAAGAAUCAGCACCCUCAGCGCCAGCCGAUCCAGCACCUUAUCCACCAUCAGGUUUCAAACCAGAGCCAGCAUUUGAGUUACCAGAGCCAAAUUAUGGCCCGCCCGAAGGGACUUAUGGGCCACCAGACCAGACAUACGGUCCACCAGAUGAGACUUAUGGGCCACCAGACCAGACCUACGGGCCACCAGAUCAAACAUACGGCCCACCAGACCAAACUUACGGACCACCGGCAGAGGAACCCCUUCCUGAACCAGAACCAUCCUACGGACCACCACCAGCUGCUCCUGCAUCUACUUAUGGCCCACCUGGCACACCGGCUGAGGAAUAUGGACCACCACCACCACCAGCUGCCGUGGAUGUACCACAAACCGCAUCGAUCAUCGAUCCACGCGUCAUCUUCCCACAAACCGUUUUUACGCUGCCACGUACAGAACGGUUAGUGGCUUUUCGUCCCAGACGGCGUCCAGCACCAGCUAAGCUACGCCGGCCGGGUUCGGGUCCGCUACCGAAGCCAGCUAAACUAACUCGCUCACGACCACAACCUCAAUCACAAACACAAAUACAACCAGCCAAAUUGAUUCUACAUAUUCGUCAUUAAGUAAAGCAAAAUCCCUGCUCUGAUUCACUGGGCAGAGUGGGUGCAUUGUUGUUUAUAUAACAUGUACAUAGAUAUGUAUGAACAUGUGUUAGUUUUACAUAGCUUUCGUUGUAUUCCUUAUGGUUUGUUAAUUUGUUGUAGCCACUGCUAAAAAUAACCUGUAUAAAUACUAUUAAGAAGUUAAAAAUUUAAUAACGAAAACUAUUUCUAUUUUUUACUCGUGAACAACUAAAAUCGCUCAAGAUAUUAGCAGCCUAUAGCCUGGGCAUCGAAUUGCUACUUUUGGCUAAGCAUUCGGAUUUAUGUGCAUACGGUGACUCA